CCUCUCGGAGGUCAUCCAAGGUAUGCUAAAAAAGCGUCCUGACGACAUCACCGGGACAAUAUAAGAGGCGGGCAAUGAGAUUUGGCUGCAAACCUUCCUGAGCUGAAAUCUGAGGAAACUAGCAGGCACAAAGCUAGCUCCGUCUGUUUUAACAUCCUCCCCUGUGGUCCUGGGAUACAAGAAGACACCACACUGGAAAAUAUGCUGUUCUGCCAUUCUCAGCCUGAAUCCUACCAUCAGCACUCUGCUAGUUACAUUAGAGAGGCUUUGGCACCUUUCUUGAAAAACGAAGAAGCCAGGCUUAUGGCUGAGAAUGGUGCCAAGAGGACCCCAUUGCAAUACAUUCUGUGUGCAGCCACCUCGCCGGCUGUGAAACAGCAGGAGGAGAGUCUCACUUAUCUCAACCAAGGUCAGUCCUACGAAAUCCGUAUGCUUAACAGAAAACUAGUGGAGUAUACAGAUAUAAGCAGCAAAUAUGUAAAGAGCAUUGUGCGUGUGGUGUUUCAUGACCGACGACUGCAGUAUAUGGAGCACCAACAGCUGGAGGGAUGGAGGUGGAACAGACCUGGAGACCGAAUACUGGAUAUAGAUAUCCCAUUGUCAGUGGGGGUACUAGAGCCCCGUUCACACCCUUUACAUCUCAACACCAUUGAGUUCCUCUGGGAUCCUGUCAAGAAUGCUUCUGUUUUCAUACAGGUCAACUGCAUCAGCACUGAGUUCACUCCUAGGAAGCACGGUGGAGAGAAAGGAGUGCCUUUUCGUAUCCAGGUCGACUCAUUCAUUGCCAAUGAAGAUGGGGAAUAUAUGGAGCAUGUCCAUUCUUCCAGCUGCCAGGUCAAAGUCUUUAAGCCUAAAGGAGCUGAUCGUAAACUGAAGACAGACAGGGAAAAGAUUGAUAAAAAGGUCCUUUCAGACAGAGAGAAGUAUCAACUGUCCCAUGACAGCACCCUGCUCAAAGAGUGCUCCCCUUGGCCUGAUGCCUUAAAUCUCACCAGCCACAGCAGCAGCAGCACUCCAUCACCAGUUUACCACAGCUCACCAACUUCCUGUAGUUUCACAGAUGGCAACUGUUCCCCAAACAAGCAGGGGGACCUGCUCAUGCCUGGCUCCACUGACCACCUUCUGCCUUCGUCGUCCCAACAGGACACUCAGCAUUGGCUGCACCGCCAUAGGUUCUCACCUUUCUCAAGGCUUUUUUGCAGCUUCUCAGGUGCUGAUCUGUUGAGGAUGAGCAGGGAGGAUCUGAUCCAGAUCUGCGGUCCAGCAGAUGGUAUUCGUCUGUUUAACACUAUGAAAGGAAGGUGUAUACAGCCCCGUCUUACCAUCUAUGUGUGUCAGCAGCAGGCCAGACAUCAACAUCCCAUCAAGCCAGGGACUGGAGAAAUCUACCAUGCUCUGUACCUGGAGGAGCUAACACUGUUGGACCUGUCUGAAAAGAUCGCUAUGCUGUACCGCAUCACUCCACAGCAGAUUACACACAUCUACAGACAAAAACCCACCGGCAUUCACGUGUUAGUCUCUGAUGAGAUGGUGCAGAACUUCCGGGAGGAAACAAGCUUCAUCCUCAGCACUAUAAGAGAUGAAAACACUGAUGGCUACCACAUUGUGCUGAAAUGACCACAAGGCAUUCAGUAGCUUUAGAGUUUCCCCUGACAACCAGUGGAAUUGUACAGCUUGUAUAUAAGUCCUUCUAAACUACAGCAUUUAUUAACAUUUAUAGUACAGAUGUAACAUGUUGUUAACCUUCCAGUUAACUGUUAAUUUUGUGGUUUUGUUGAGUUUUCUUUAAUUUUCCUGUUUUAUUGGUAAAGUUAUUAAGUUACUGAUUCAUGCUUGAUAUUCUUUGUAAUUACAGGUUAACACUGCUGUAUUACUCCCUCACAUGUGCGUCCAUUUUAUGCCUAAACACCUAAACAUGCAAGUAAAUGACUUUCAUGAUAAUAAAGCAGCGUUAAUGAAGACAAAUAGAAAAGACAUAUUAACAAAAGUGUAUUAUGUUAUUUCAAUGGAAUGCAA
This is a messenger RNA of Centropristis striata (black sea bass), 2016 nucleotides long. It is a transcript of the gene tfcp2l1, whose product is annotated as transcription factor CP2-like 1. The transcript has 15 exons. The coding region runs from base 202 to 1617 and encodes 471 amino acids. Gene Ontology annotation, molecular function: RNA polymerase II cis-regulatory region sequence-specific DNA binding; DNA-binding transcription activator activity, RNA polymerase II-specific. The record is from RefSeq and is a predicted model, not a curated record. Lineage: Eukaryota; Metazoa; Chordata; Actinopteri; Perciformes; Serranidae. Gene Ontology annotation, biological process: regulation of transcription by RNA polymerase II. Gene Ontology annotation, cellular component: nucleus.